Messenger RNA from Pecten maximus, 1171 nucleotides. RefSeq names its product nucleic acid dioxygenase ALKBH1-like. Gene Ontology annotation, molecular function: ferrous iron binding; broad specificity oxidative DNA demethylase activity; oxidative RNA demethylase activity. Gene Ontology annotation, cellular component: nucleus; cytoplasm. Lineage: Eukaryota; Metazoa; Mollusca; Bivalvia; Pectinida; Pectinidae. Gene Ontology annotation, biological process: oxidative RNA demethylation. The transcript is spliced from 6 exons. The record is from RefSeq and is a predicted model, not a curated record. Bases 63 to 1103 code for a protein of 346 amino acids.
GUACCGGGCUGUAAUUGUAUAACCCGUGGUGAAAUAUUGUGACAGAGACGUUUCAGUCCGUUAUGGCCACAUACGCCGAAGAAGAAUCUGGACCCGACGAAGUAGACAAUUUCAAACCAAUCUUUAAGAAGUACAAAAGGCGAGAUCGUCCGCUCGAUGUCUCUGACGUCAUUGAUUUUGACAAGGAAAAAAAUUUACACAAGGUGGAAGAGUUUAAACUGGAAGAGCCGGAUCACCUUCUAACUGGUUUGAAACCUGUCUGUAAAUGGAAAGGAUAUUGCCUCAAAUCUAACCCAGGUUUUCUGUUCAUAGUCAACCCAUUUGAGAAUGGCCAUCAAAGGUACUGGGUAUCGCGCUGUUUAAAGGAUUAUCCAUGCCAGCCUAAUGUCAGAAACCUUGAUGCUUACAUGGAUGUUGGCGAUGUCAACAUUUGGAACUCGUCUGUAGAAAAACAUAAAGAUGAUAUUACCAAUAAGGAAUGUCUGAUGAUGAAGCUACGCUGGGUAACCAUGGGAUAUCACUACCACUGGGGAACAAAGAAAUACUACAAAGACAGCAAAGCUCCAUUUCAAGAAGAUAUGUCACGCCUGGGUCGAUACGUAGCCAGUGCCAUAGGAUACCCUAAGUUCUCCCCAGAGGCUGCUGUCCUCAACUACUACCAUCUCGACUCGUCUCUCAGUGGUCAUACAGAUCACUCCGAGUUCGACCAUUCUGCUCCGCUUAUAUCCUUCAGUUUCGGCCAAGAUGCCAUCUUUCUGAUAGGUGGAGAGACAAAGGAGACUGAGCCAAGUGCUGUGUUCUUGCGGAGUGGAGACAUCUGUGUCAUGAGUGCAUCAGCAAGACUUGUUUAUCAUGCCGUUCCCAGAAUAAUGGAGACUAAUGAGGAGAGAAAUCACACUUGUUUUGAUAUAUCAGAUGUUUCUAUGUUGGACUCAGAGAGUUGUCAUUCAGACAGUGGUGUAUCUACAGCAGACAGACAAAUUGUAGAAAGGCUGUUUAGUGAUGAUUGGGACCUUAUGUCAAAGUAUCUCAGCCAGACGCGAAUAAAUUUUAACAUACGACAAGUUCUUGUGCCAGACCGUGAGUUUCCUGCAGAAUCUUGAAUGGUAUCGUGUUCAUAGAUUAAUGAUAAAAAUCUCCAGGCCAAAUAAACAAAUUCUCUUUUUUCUUA